CGCCUCAGAAUCUGUCAGGGUGGCUUACUUGGGAGGUUGACAAGAGUGAAGGGAGGAGUGAGGCUGGGGGAGCUUAGCUGACUGGGGGUCAGACCUACCAGGGGAAUCUUCUAAUGAUCUUAGGCGCUUAGCUGGCCCGGCCCCGCCCCCUGCCGCCUGCCCCUGCACUGCCCACUGCGUUCAGUCGCCAGGAGAUGAGGCUCAGUGGAGGAAAGGGGUCAAGAGGGGCCCUGGCCUAAGGCAUCAAUCUGCAGGAGCCCAGGAGGAGGCGCGGAACCCCGGCAUCUCUGCGGGCGGAAUGGGGCAGCAGUUCAGCUGGGAGGAGGUGGCCGGUGAGAUGGAUGUGGCCGAGCUCCAGGAGUGGUACAAGAAGUUCGUGGUGGAGUGCCCCAGCGGCUCUCUCUUCAUGCACGAGUUUAAGCAUUUCUUCAGGGUCGCGGGCAAUGAGGAGGCCACCCAGUACGUAGAGAGCAUGUUCCAAGCCUUCGACAAGAAUGGGGACAACACCAUCGACUUCCUGGAGUAUGUGGCCGCCCUGAACCUCGUGCUCAGGGGCACCCUGGAGCACAAGCUGAAGUGGACCUUCAAGAUCUAUGACAAGGACCGCAACGGUUACAUCGACCGUCUGGAGCUGCUCGACAUUGUGGAGGCCAUCUACAAGCUGAAGAAAGCCUGCAGGGUGGAGAUGGAGGAGGAGCAGCAAGGACAGCUGCUCACGCCCGAGGAGGUGGUGGACAGGAUCUUUCUUCUGGUGGAUGAGAACGGAGAUGGCCAGCUGUCUCUGAAUGAGUUCAUUGAAGGUGCCCGUCGUGACAAGUGGGUGAUGAAGAUGCUGCAGAUGGACAUGAGUGCUAGUGGCUGGAUCUCUCAGCAGAGGCGGAGAAGCGCCAUGUUCUGAGGGGUCUGGGGCCCUGGGUGAGUCCACAGGCCCCUCCAAGACUCCACGUUCAUCAGGUUUCCAGAGUAGUGGGAGGGUCCCUGGCUCAGGCGGAUUAUGCUCACUCUUCUCUGCGCCAUGAAAGGGGUUGGGGCUGAGCAGGAAGUAGGGGGUGGUCUGAAGUGGCCAACGGGACACGGUCAUUGGGAGGAUGGACCAGGUGGUGAAGGGACAGUUCCCUCUCUCUCCCUUCAGCUGCUUCUGGGGAAAGCUGCUUUGGCUGGGGGAUUGUUUGGUGUCCACAAUUUCCUACAUCCUACAAGGUUCUCAGCUGGAAGCAGGGGAGUACUGGGGGGAGGGGGUCCCAUAGACCAAAUCAGCAGUGAGAAUGCCCACAGAGUGUGAAACAGAAUAGGAGUUGGGGGGUGAAUGAUAAUUACAUCCCCCCUAGGAUCCUGAGGAGUUCAUGGGGAGGACUCUUGCCUCUUGCCUCCUCCUCCCCAACUUGUCCUCACCAGGGAUGUCAAACUGAGGUCUUCCGACUCUUGGAGUGGUCGGCUGUGCUUAAAGGGACCAGUUCACCUCUGCCCUGGUGCUGCUCCCCCAGUCCCUGCUGCCAAGCCACACCCCCCCCCACAAUCCUCCCGUCCCUGUCCCUACCCCUCGUCCACACUCCACACCCCCCUCCA
Molecule: messenger RNA, 1566 nt
Organism: Suricata suricatta (meerkat)
Lineage: Eukaryota; Metazoa; Chordata; Mammalia; Carnivora; Herpestidae
Gene: GUCA1B
Product: guanylate cyclase activator 1B
Exons: 4
Coding region: 299-898 (199 amino acids)
Biological process (GO): visual perception
Cellular component (GO): cone photoreceptor outer segment; photoreceptor inner segment
Molecular function (GO): calcium sensitive guanylate cyclase activator activity; calcium ion binding
Source: RefSeq, a predicted model, not a curated record